AUGAGACAAAUCGUCGUCCUCAAAUCUCUUCACCAUCGUGUUACAAUGAAGCACGCGACGGUUACUGCUUGUGUAAUCGCCGGAAUUCUCCUCGGCGUGAUCAGCGAAGUCGGCGGGACUCAGAUUCUGUCGAAAUCAAAGCUCCAAAGUUGCGAGAAGACAUCCGAUUCAGGGAAUCUCAAUUGCUCGACUAAGAUCGUCUUGAAUCUCGCUGUACCCAGUGGAUCAAGCGGAGGAGAGGCUUCGAUUGUAGCGGAAAUCGUCGAGGUUGAAGAUAAUUCGAGUACCAAUAUGCAGACCGUACGGAUCCCUCCGGUGAUUACAGUGAAUAAAUCAGCAGCAUAUGCUCUCUAUGAUCUUACUUACGUUAGGGAUGUGCCUUAUAAACCUCAAGAGUACUAUGUCACGACUCGAAAGUGUGAGCCUGAUGCUGGACCAGAUAUUGUUCAAAUAUGCGAGAGGUUGCGAGAUGAGAAAGGUAACGUUUUGGAGCAGACUCAGCCAACAUGUUGUCCAUGUGGACCGCAGCGAAGAAUGCCUUCAUCGUGUGGAGAUAUUUUUGAGAAGAUGUUUAAAGGGAAGGCAAACACUGCGCAUUGCCUUCGUUUUCCAGGCGACUGGUUCCAUAUUUUCAGCAUUGGACAACGGACUCUAGGAUUUAGCAUCCGGGUGGAGUUGAAGACAGGGACUAGAGUCUCAGAAGUGAUCAUUGGUCCUGAAAACAGGACAGCUACUGCAAAUGACAAUUUCCUCAAGGUUAAUCUCAUAGGAGAUUUUGGUGGUUACACAAGUAUUCCUUCUUUUGAGGACUUCUAUCUUGCAAUCCCAAGAGAGGCAGCUGCAGAGGGACAACCAGGGAGUUUAGGUAGAAACUACUCAAUGUGGAUGCUUCUUGAGAGAGUGAGAUUUACAUUAGACGGCCUAGAAUGCAAUAAAAUCGGUGUUGGCUAUGAAGCUUUCAACACCCAACCAAACUUCUGCGGUUCACCUUAUUGGAGUUGCUUGCAUAAUCAACUAUGGAACUUCCGCGAGGCAGAUAUUAAUCGACUCGACCGACACCAAGUUCCUAUGUAUGGACUUGAAGGACGAUAUGAGAGGAUCAACCAACAACCAAACGCAGGGCCUCACUCGUUCUCCAUUGGAGUCACGGAAACACUCAACACUAACCUUAUGAUUGAGCUAAGAGCUGAUGAUAUUGAAUACGUUUUCCAGAGGAGCCCUGGUAAGAUCAUAAACAUCGCUAUACCGACAUUCGAAGCACUUACACAAUUUGGAGUUGCUGCAGUCACUAUCAAGAAUACGGGUGAAGUAGAAGCAUCUUAUAGCUUAACGUUUGAUUGCUCCAAAGGCGUGGCUUUCGUUGAGGAGCAAUUCCUUAUUAUAAAACCAAAUGCGGUUACAACUCAAUCUUUUAAGCUUUAUCCGACGAAAGAUCAGGCUGCGAAAUAUGUAUGCACAGCUAUACUAAAGGAUUCUCAGUUUAGUGAAGUAGACAGAGCCGAGUGUCAAUUCAGCACGACAGCUACGAUACUCGACAAUGGAACUCAGGUUACAAAUCCGUUUCAAAUCCCAGAGACUCGUCCUAAAGGUUUCUUUGAAUCGAUUAGGUUCAUGUGGACGAAACUCGUGAAUGGUUUUGUCGAUUUCAUCACCGGAGACACUUGCAGAAACAAGUGCUCGAGUUUCUUCGACUUCAGCUGCCACGUUCAAUACGUUUGCUUGAGCUGGUUGGUUAUGUUCGGUCUCCUCCUCGCUCUCUUCCCAACAGCUUGCGUCCUACUCUGGCUCUUGCACCAAAAAGGACUCUUUGAUCCGUUCUACGAUUGGUACGACGAUCAUUUUGACUCAGACCAUCACAGAUUAUUCCACGCCAGAGAAAACGCCGAAAACCGCCACCAUCAUCAUCGUCAUCCUCACCAUCACCAACUACGUCAUGGUGUCAAAACGCAUAAUCAACAUCGCAGAGCACACCAGAGACAACAACACAGACACCAUCAUAGUCAUGGUGGUGGGCAAGAAGACGACGCUUUGCAAAAGAUGCUUGGACGUGAUCACCACAACGAGUCGUCUCACUAUUACAACCAACUUCACAGAGUCCAUAAAGAUAGCAAGCAGAAGCAGCGUAGACGAGGAGGCAAGCACGGGAUCGUCGUCUUGCCACGUGAUGUCCACGUGGAUAGACGGAGGAGAGAUAGGAGGCUAGAGAGUUAA
Molecule: messenger RNA, 2211 nt
Organism: Microthlaspi erraticum
Lineage: Eukaryota; Viridiplantae; Streptophyta; Magnoliopsida; Brassicales; Brassicaceae
Source: the annotation of a GenBank genome assembly